GCCGAUUAUCUACACCAAAGACAACGAGAAGCUGGUUGGAAGAGCGUGAGCAUCCGGCCAUCUCUGGGUGAUUACAAUCAUAAGCCGUAUAAUGAUGUUGUGGAUUGUCUUCUUGGCUCAGAAAACACUCUAAAGUUGGUCAAACUUAGCCUACUAUCUGACGUCAAUCCAAAGCACAAAUCAUUUCGGCCACUGGAUGACUUGUCUGCUAGAAAUUCCAAGACGAAUGAUAGUGAUAUGGACAGUUAUCUUCCAGCACCCUCGGUUACGUCACUCAACACUACAAACGAGAGCACAUCUGACAGACAUGAACUGCAGCAUAAACGUCGAAGGAAGACUAAGAAACACAAUGGUAAAGACGGAGAUUCUCUCGAGCAAACAGAACCUCGUUCAAACAAGUGGCUACGAUGCCGAAGAAAUUCAGUGGAUCUCAGUUCUUCCGAAUCCAGUUCUGCCGGAGAUUCUAGCGGUUGCGAAGAAAUUGGUGGUAUUUUGAAGAACUACUCUCCACUUCGUAUUCCAAAGAGAAUGAGUCCGAAGCUGAAGAUGCCUUCACUUGCGGACAAGGUUUCUAAAUGCGGAGACAUUUCAAACAAAGAAAAGCAAAACCUCCCCUCAAAGGUUAUAAAAACCAGUCUUGAUUUAGCUCUUCAGGGCACGAAGUCAAAUGCAUUCGUCAACGCAAUGCGUCCGAAGAAAUCAAAGAAAGCUGAUGCCGAAAGCUUCCUCUUCAAAGCACCGAACUGGAUAGGUUUAGAAUGCCUCUUCUGCCUGGACCGAUCACCAGUUCGAAGCAUACCUUUUCUGUUCGCUACAUCCAACGGUUUCAUUGGCCACAUCCUUGAGGAGAUCGCAGUUGUCAGAAUGGGCAAAACCGCAAUGGAGAUCGAGGCUACGGCCCCGAGUACGGCUUCACUAAACUGCAAAUAG
This is a messenger RNA of Dibothriocephalus latus, 930 nucleotides long. NCBI's taxonomy places the organism in Eukaryota, Metazoa, Platyhelminthes, Cestoda, Diphyllobothriidea, Diphyllobothriidae. The record is from the annotation of a GenBank genome assembly.